CAUGGCGCGCGCGGCGGGGCCCGAGCGGCGGCUCCUGGCCAUCUACACGGGCGGUACCAUCGGAAUGCGGAGCCAGAGCGGCGUGCUGGUCCCCGGGAAGGGCCUGGCCGCUGUCCUGAGGGCACUGCCCAUGUUCCAUGACGAGGAGCACGCCCGGGCCCGUGGCCUCCCCGAGGACACCCUGGUGCUGCCGCCGGCCAGCCCCGAGCAGAGGGUCAUCUACACGGUGCUAGAGUGCCAGCCCCUCUUCGACUCCAGCGACAUGACCAUCACGGAGUGGGUCCAGAUCGCCCAGACCAUCGAGAGCCACUACGAGCAGUACGACGGCUUCGUGGUCAUCCACGGCACCGACACCAUGGCCUUCGCCGCCUCCGUGCUUGCGUUUGUGCUGGAGAACCUGCAGAAGACCGUAGUCCUCACCGGAGCCCAGGUGCCCAUCCACAAGCUGUGGAACGACGGCCGGGAGAACCUGCUGGGUGCCCUGCUCAUGGCUGGCCAGUACGUGAUCCCCGAGGUCUGCCUGUUCUUCCAGAACCAGCUGUUCCGGGGCACCCGCGUGACCAAGGUGGACACACGCGGGUUUUCGGCCUUCUGCUCCCCGAACCUGCCGCCUCUGGCCAUCGUGGGCACUGACGUCAUGAUCAACCGGGAGCUGGUGCGGAAGGCCAGCGGGAAGGACCGGCUGGUGGUGCACAGCAGCAUGGAGCGGGACGUGGGCCUGCUGCGGCUCUACCCCGGGAUCCCCGCCUCCCUGGUGCGGGCCUUCCUGCAGCCUCCCCUGAAGGGCGUGGUGAUGGAGACCUUCGGCUCCGGGAACGGGCCCACCAAGCCCGACCUGCUGCAGGAGCUGCAGACGGCCUCCCAGCGAGGCCUCCUCAUCCUCAACUGCUCCCACUGUCUGCAGGGCGCCGUGACCUUGGACUACGCCACCGGCAUGGUGGCGGCGGGCACGGGCGUCAUCUCGGGCUUCGACAUGACGUCCGAGGCUGCCCUGGCCAAGCUGUCCUACGUGCUGGGCCAGCCCGGGCUGAGCCUGGACCAGCGGAAGGAGCUCCUGGCCAGGGACCUUCGUGGAGAGAUGUCGCUGCCCAUGACGGACGAGGGCCCUCCCUCCCUUCGGAGGAGCUCGCAGGGACUCGGGGUGGCCCAGCUCCUCAGGCUGAGCCAGGAGACCGAUGCUGUUCGGGACGCCCUGGCACCCAGGCUGGCCUGUGCCGCGGCCCAUGCCGGCGACCUGGAGGCCCUGCGGGCCCUUGCAGACCUAGGCAGUGACCUGAGCCUGCAGGACUUUAAUGGUCAAACUCCGCUGCACGUGGCUGCCCGGAGAGGCCACGCUGGCGCGGUCACCAUGCUGCUGCAGAGGGGGGCGGACCCGGGUGCCCGGGACGAGGAUGGCUUCAGCCCGCUGCUGCUGGCCGUGCGGGGCAGGCACCUGGGUGUCAUCGGGCUCCUGCGGGCAGCCGGGGCCUGCCUGUCCCCCCAGGAGCUGGAGGACGCGGGGACGGAGCUGUGCAGGCUGGCCUCCAGGGCGGACGGCGAGGGUCUGCGGGCGUGGUGGCAGGCGGGCGCCGACCUGAGGCAGCCGGGCUACGACGGGCGCAGCGCCCUGCUCGUCGCAGAAGCCGCUGGGAACCUGGAAGUGGUGGCCCUUCUGCAGAGUCUCCAGGGUGGGGCUCCGGAAGUGCUGCCUGGUGUCUAACCUGAAGCCAUCUUGCUGUGGCAUCAGCCAUUCCUUCCUGCUGUGACCGGCUGGAGGGAUUGCAGGCCCCCCAUCCCAUGGCUCUGAUCGAGAUGCACUGCUCCUGGGACUCCUUCCCACUCUGUUGUUAAGACACAGCCUAAGUGUCUUUGUUGGGCACAGUGACAAUAAAGCCUCUCUGAGGCCAUUCCCUCCUCGGGU
Messenger RNA from Pteronotus mesoamericanus, 1900 nucleotides. RefSeq names its product asparaginase (gene ASPG). The record is from RefSeq and is a predicted model, not a curated record. Gene Ontology annotation, molecular function: protein binding; asparaginase activity. The transcript is spliced from 16 exons. Lineage: Eukaryota; Metazoa; Chordata; Mammalia; Chiroptera; Mormoopidae. The coding region runs from base 2 to 1699 and encodes 565 amino acids.